AUGACUAACCAAGCUGAUCGGCAUCGUUGUAAAUCCACGAAUUCCACACUAUGUCCCGGAAGCAUGGACGUGCUCAAAGGUGUCCCAUCUAUUUGUAAAUUUCUCUUUAUACUCGCAGGUGUUGUUGCCCUCGUUGAAGUGAAAUCCAGUUUGGGCAAUCCGGCAUUGGCCAUUUCCUCUCGACUUCAGUAUUUGGGCGCGACUGUGGCACGCACGUUGGGUCCAUCAGUCACACAUGUUGUGUUUCGCAAUGGUUCUGAGAGUCUGCUGGCCGCGGCCAAAAAAGCCAAGAAGCACAUAGUCACACCCGCCUGGGUGAAAGCGUGUCAAACGUAUAAUUUCCGUGUUGUUGAAUCAUCGUUUGCGGUGACCGAAAAACAAGACAUUACAAUGCUGGAGGUGUCGCACGAUGCCACGGCGGGAACUGCUGAGUCUGCUCCCCUUGAUAGAUUACUCGACCCGAGUAGUGUGCCACGUAUGUUAGUCAUUUUGACCUAG
Echinostoma caproni is the source of this 498-nucleotide messenger RNA. Lineage: Eukaryota; Metazoa; Platyhelminthes; Trematoda; Plagiorchiida; Echinostomatidae. The record is from the annotation of a GenBank genome assembly.